AUGUCAGCCGAGCCGCCAGUGCCCGAGACACGGGUCUUGGCCAUUGCUAGCCAUAUAUGGGACAUCUUCGAGGGACUGAAGCAGUCGUAUCUGGACAACUUUGAUAUGAUGUUGUCCGGGUACGUGCCAGGGGCCGCAGCGGUCCAGGCAGUGGGCCGCAUUGCCGAAGAGCUGCGCAACCGGAAAAUGGCCAACCCAGGCGACUUUUUUUGGGUGCUCGACCCAGUCAUGGGGGACAACGGCAAGCUGUACGUGGCCGACGACGUUGCACCGGCGUACAAGAAGCUGCUCAGCCAUGCCGACCUGAUCCUGCCGAACCAAUUUGAAGCAGAGCUCUUGUCUGGUGUCAAGAUCGAGAACAUGGAGACGCUCGAGCGGGCCAUCCAGGUGCUCCACGAGCAGUUCCAGGUACCACACAUUGUGAUCACGUCCGUGUCACUCAGCCACCCGAACCACCCGCCGUCGUCACUCUCCGUCAUCGGCUCGUCCCGCACGUCCAGGGGCCAGGCACGCACGUUCAAGAUUGUGUUCCCCAGCAUCGACUGCUACUUUAGCGGCACGGGUGAUAUGUUUGGCGCACUCAUGGUUGUGCGUAUGCGCGAAGCCGUUACGAACGCACCCGACGCCGCCACUCUUUUGCAGCGCCGCGCCUGGUUGAGCGAUGAUAGCGUGGACGCCAUUGACCUGCCGCUGGCACGUGCAGCAGAGAAGGUGCUGGCCAGCAUGCACGAGGUGCUCACGAAGACGUGCGACGGUCUGGAGGUGCAGAUGCAGGCUGCCGAGGCGACGCUUGACCGCCACGGCGUGACAGGCGAUGCGGAGCGCGCCAAGGCGCUGCACUUACUCAAGUCGGGGGCGGCUGAGCUGCGGCUGCCGCGCAACGUCAACUCGCUGCGGUCGCCCACCGUAUCCUUCCACGCCGUGAAGAUGCAAGAGUAG
Molecule: messenger RNA, 939 nt
Organism: Sporothrix brasiliensis 5110
Lineage: Eukaryota; Fungi; Ascomycota; Sordariomycetes; Ophiostomatales; Ophiostomataceae
Product: pyridoxine kinase
Exons: 3
Coding region: 1-939 (312 amino acids)
Biological process (GO): pyridoxal 5'-phosphate salvage
Cellular component (GO): cytosol
Molecular function (GO): pyridoxal kinase activity
Source: RefSeq, a predicted model, not a curated record